CAAAUGUUUGAUUAACAACGGAACACCUUUGAUAUAUAGCUUAUGACAAUGUUGCAGAAGACAUGGGCUAUUUUCGGCGCUUUGGCUGGUGCAGCAGCAAUGACUGCUAUUUACUUCCAUAAAAAACGACGUACAGUUGCUAUAAAACCGAAAAUGCAGCUGUAUGUGUUUGACAAAUUUCGUUCAAGGCGAUGUGAAUGGCUUUUGGCAGAAGUGUGGUCACUUGAUUCUAGAACUUGGUGUUCAGAACGAAGUUGAAUGCAUCACGAUGAACCCCCGGGAUCCAGAUCAAGAGAAGCUUGCACAGUAUAGGAAGAUUCAUCCACAUGGCACCAUACCCUGCUUGGUUGUGGAGGGGCGGCAAGCAAUCAUCGAGUCAGGUGCAAUAUGUCUCUACCUAGCUGAUGUCUAUGGGAAACUAGGACCAGAGGCAGACAAAGAGGCAUUUUAUAGCUGGUUGGUGUACAGUACAGCAACCCUGGACGAAGUGAUGGAGAUCCUGUUUGUACAGUGGGUGUUAACAGACCUUCCUGAUCAAGACGCAGACCUCAUCAACAAAUGUGUGCUCAAGUUCAACACCGCAGCAAAAUACCUGUCACAGUGCCUUUAUGGCCGGGAUUACAUUUGUGGCAAUAAAUUCACAGCAGCAGACUGUGUGCUGGGCUACAACAUCUGGUGGGCAUUGGAAAUGAAGGAAGGCCUCUUACUCAAGGACUUCCCUCUCAUUCUUGACUACUACAAGAGACUUCAAAUGCGUAGUUCAUUUCAGCGCGUCUUUAGUGAACUGUUUUAAGAACUAUGGUAUUUUAACAGUUGUCAGUCUUUUUACCACUGUACAGUUGGUGUUAUAUGUAAGUCAUUCUGUCGGUCAGUCAUUUUGUCCUCUUUAAAUGUUAUGUAGUGCAAACUAUUUCCAGAUUGCACAGCAAUUCAGUUGAAGCUUAAUGUGGAGUUGUUUAAGGUGCUUCUCAUGCCCAAUUAUCCAUACAUUUAUCUUGAGUUAUAUGCACUUGAAAUUCGACUUGAGAUUUUGUAAGUGAUUUGUUGAGACAUUUACUAUGUCAUCCAAUGAAGUUUUGAUGGAGAAGACAUUUUUUACAUCCCCAAAGAUCCUUAUAUUUGUGCCAUAUUUGCCCCUAAACAUUGCUGGCAGGGGUAUACAUUUGUAAUUUAUGUUUGUGACAAAUGCCUUUUUGUAUAGAUUUUUUAUUGUACACCGGUACUUUUUACUGCCAUAUUUUUUCAUUGUGAAUUUGAUAUUGCUGCAUAAAGUUUCAAGUUUGAUAUUAAAUUUUUAUUUGCCAUAUACAUGUUAAUGUAUUUUCUAUGAUGUAAACUUGAAUUAUACGGGUACAUCAGUUUAUUUGCUGCUGUGUACAUGUUGAUGUUCUUUGUUUAAGAUCAUAAAAACAAGCAAAUACCCUUCUGUAGUGCUUUAAUUAUUUUCUGCUGUGCAUUAAGGCUAAUUGCAGUGAUUAUAUUCAACAUUGUUAGCUCGACUAUUAUAUAUGAAAUAUAUAGUGGAGCUAUCCUACUCACCCCGGCGUUUCCGUUAGCGUUAGCGUGCAAAUGUUAAAGUUUUCGUACUACAUCAAUUAUUUUCAUUGUCCCUUGACAUAUUGCAUUAAUAUUUUGCAUACUUGUUUACCAACAUGACCCCAACCUAUAAACAAAAACAGACAACUCUAUCAAGCAUUUUUUCAUAAUUAUGGCCCCUUUUUCCACUUAGAAUAUAUAGCAAAUGUUAAAGUUUGCGUACUACCCCAAAUAUUUUCAAUGUCCCUUUACAUAUUGCUUUCAUAUUUUGCAUACUUGUUGACCAUCAUGACCCCAACCUAUAAACAAGAGCAGACUUCUGUAUCAAGCAUUUUGACAGAAUUAUGGCCCCUUUUAUACUUAGAAUAUGCAUAUUAUUGAUAAAUCUAUGUUAAAGUUUGCGUACUACCCCAAAUAUUUCCUCUGUCCCUUGACAUAUUGCUUUCAUAUUUUGCAUACGUGUUUACCAACAUGACCCCAACCUAUAAACAAGAGCAGACAACUGUAUCAAGCAUUUUGACAGAAUUAUGGCCCCUUUUAUACUUAGAUGAUUGAACAUUUUCCUUAAAUUGCCAUAACUUCUUUAUUUAUGAUCAGAUUUUAUUAAUACUUUGACAAAACAACACUUACCUGAAUACCACAAUGGAUUCCACCCAAACAAAACACCACGCCCCAACCCAGAACCCCUGC
Messenger RNA from Dreissena polymorpha, 2226 nucleotides. RefSeq lists its product as uncharacterized. The record is from RefSeq and is a predicted model, not a curated record. Bases 164 to 793 code for a protein of 209 amino acids. The transcript has 4 exons. NCBI's taxonomy places the organism in Eukaryota, Metazoa, Mollusca, Bivalvia, Myida, Dreissenidae.